AUGGCAUCCUUCUUCCGCCUCGUGUUGGCGUUGCUCCUUGGCAUCCUCGUCGCCGUACGGGCGCAGGAAACGACGAUUUCUGCCACCAAACUCACUUAUCCGGCAUGCGCUACAAAAUGCAUAGCUAGCGCUUUUGGUGGCGGCUACUGUGCUCCCACAAACCAGACUUGUAUUUGCACGAACCAGCAAUUCCAACUAAACGUCACGCUGUGUGUCUCGGCAAGUUGCACGAUACCAGAAGCUCUCGCCACGAAAAAUGCGAGCUUAACAAACUGCGGCGCUCCCGUGCGUAAUCGAUCCGGCGAAUAUGUCGUCCUCUCCAACGUCAUGGCCAUCCUGGCAGCGGUCUGCGUUCUCAGCCGGUUCGGAUACAAGAUCUUUCUCGCGGGACUCGACGUCGGCUGGGAUGACUGGUUCGUAAUGGCGACGUUGAUCGCAGCCAUGCCGAGCGCCGUCAUCACUGUUCAUGGAACCACUGCGAACGGUCUGGGAAGAGACAUUUGGACGCUGACGCCUGAGCAAAUCACCAACGUCCUCUUUUACUUCUAUAUCAUGGCCUGGCUGUACUUCUUGCAGGUGACGCUGGUCAAGCUCGCCAUUAUCUUCUUCUACAUGCGCAUCUUCCCCGCGCGAGAGGUCCAGCGCGUUCUCUGGGCGACGACAAUCUUCAUCAUUGUGUGGGGGUUCGCGUUCGUCAUCACUGCAGUUUUUCAGUGCAAGCCGAUUCACUAUUUCUGGGUCAAGUGGGAUCGCAUGCACGAGGGCAGUUGCGCAAACGCAAACGCCAUCAGUUGGUCCAACGCCGCCAUCAGCAUCGCGCUAGAUCUAUGGAUGCUCGCAAUCCCCCUCUGGCAGUUGCGAGCUUUGCGACUGCACUGGAAGAAGAAGGUCGGAGUCGCGUUGAUGUUCAUCGUGGGCACAUUUGUCACCGUCGUGAGCAUCAUCCGAUUGCAGUCCCUGGUCGACUUUGCAAAGGGAUCCAACGCUACCAUGGACUUUAUCGACGUUAGCGUGUGGAGCACGAUUGAGAUCUGCGUAGGCAUCAUGUGUGCGUGCUUGCCGUCCAUCCGCAUGAUCUUGGUCAAGAUCUUCCCGGCUAUGUCCGGCUCGACACUUCGUAGCAAGGGACGUCAAUAUUACCAGCAGUAUGGGAGCGACGUCAGGUCCAAGAAUGCCGCUCAGCGCAGCCAGGCUCGGACUGUUGGUGUAGUCACCGUUGACCGGUCCAACUCCGUUCACGAUGCACAUGAUCGGCAGAUCAAGUUCCAGAAGACGUUUACGGUAUCCUAUAGUGAUAGCGACGAGGCGGAUCUUGUGCCGAUGAAUAAUCUCCAGAAGCCGGGAAGAGUUCAUCGCUAG
Molecule: messenger RNA, 1359 nt
Organism: Colletotrichum abscissum
Lineage: Eukaryota; Fungi; Ascomycota; Sordariomycetes; Glomerellales; Glomerellaceae
Product: CFEM domain-containing protein
Exons: 4
Coding region: 1-1359 (452 amino acids)
Source: RefSeq, a predicted model, not a curated record